Molecule: messenger RNA, 1571 nt
Organism: Brachypodium distachyon (stiff brome)
Lineage: Eukaryota; Viridiplantae; Streptophyta; Magnoliopsida; Poales; Poaceae
Product: protein NDL1
Exons: 10
Coding region: 178-1299 (373 amino acids)
Source: RefSeq, a predicted model, not a curated record
GCCUGGUUUAUAACCGAGGCAAGAACUCCAAGAAGCGCAGGUGAGUUGGAGAAGAGAAGCGGCAGCAGAAAUUUUAGAGGGGGAGGUGGUUGAGAGCGAGGUAGGAGAAAGCGAGAGGGAAGGGGGAAGGGCCAGUUCAUCUUUCCGCUGACGCAGAAGCGGUCGCCCGCGGCCGGGAUGGGUGACUCCGGCGGCUCCGUCGUGUCGGUCGACGUCGAGCGCAUCUCCUUCGGCGGGAAGGAACAUCAUAUACAAACAAAACAUGGGCCUGUAUCUGUUGCCGUGUAUGGUGACCAUGAUAAGCAUGCCCUUAUUACCUAUCCAGAUAUUGCUUUGAACCAUAUGUCUUGCUUCCAAGGACUGCUCUUCUGCCCCGAAGCUGCUUCACUGCUGCUCCAUAAUUUUUGCAUUUACCAUAUCAGCCCCCCUGGACACGAGUUAGGAGCCGCUCCAUUUUCACCAAAUAGUCCUGUGGCAUCUGUUGAUGAAUUGGCAGAUCAGGUUGCAGAAGUACUUGAUUUCUUUGGAUUGGGUUCUGUUAUGUGCUUAGGUGUCAGCGCUGGUGCAUACAUUCUUACUCUCUUCGCUGUAUGUGUUUCUUUGGAAGUCACAUAUUUUCUACUUCUCGCACCAUUAUAUAGCCAUCUACAUCCUUUCCUGCAGACGAAGUAUAGGGAAAGGGUACUAGGUCUUAUCCUCGUUUCACCUCUAUGCAAAACCCCCUCAUGGACUGAGUGGUUCUAUAAUAAGGUGAUGUCGAAUUUGUUGUAUUAUUACGGGAUGUGUGAUAUGGUGAAGGAUUGUUUGUUGCAGCGGUACUUUGGCAAGAAACUGCGAGGAGGCUCUGUUGUACCAGAAUCUGAUAUUAUGCAGGCGUGCAGAAGUUUUUUAGAUCAACGACAAAGCAUGAAUAUAUGGCGGUUUAUCCAAACAAUCAAUCAGAGACAUGACUUAACAGAAAGCCUGAAGCAGCUGCAAUGCAGAACUCUAAUAUUUGUUGGCGAGAACUCACAGUUCCACAAUGAAGCUGUUCACAUGGCUGCGAAACUUGAUAAGAGAUACAGUGCCCUCGUCGAGGUUCAAGAUUGUGGGUCGGUUGUGACAGAGGAGCAACCACACGCAAUGCUCAUACCAAUGGAGUACUUCCUCAUGGGCUAUGGCUUGUUCAGGCCGAGCCAUGUAAGCUCCAGCCCUCGCAGCCCUUUAAACCCAUUUUGUAUAUCGCCGGAGCUCCUCUCGCCUGAGAGCAUGGGGGUGAAGCUGAAGCCAAUCAAGACGCGAGCCAAUCUCGGAGUGUAGGCAUGGAAGAAAACAGUGGAAGUGCGAAGGCUUAUAGGCUAACCCGGUUAUCAGAUAUUGAUUGUAUCUGCCUUAAUUUUGGUUGUGAAAUGAGCCAGGUGUUGUUGUACCUGUGAUGUACAUAGAGAAAAGGUUAGGCUGGUGAGGUUCGGUGAGGGGGUUCUAUUCCAUUGAUUCGUAGUAUUAAACAGUUGUAAAUUGUCACAGAUUAUUUGUCAAAGCAAAAGGAAUAAUAAGGGAAGAUGACGAGCUGUUGUCAGAUUAGGUAUGCA